GUGGCCAACUCCGCGGUGGGGAAGUGAGUCCAGAGCCAGCGAGAGGACGCUGGAGGGCGCGCUAGAGCGGCGCGGCAUGGCCGGGCCUGGGGCUGGCGAGCCGGCCAUGGAGGACGAGCGAAGCUUCUCAGAUAUCUGCGGCGGCCGCCUGGCCUUGCACCGCCGAUACUACUCCCCUUCCUGCCUGGAGUUCUGCCUCAGCUGCCCUCGGAUCUCUUUGCGCUCGCUCACCGCUGUCACCUGCACCGUUUGGCUGGCGGCCUACGGACUCUUCACACUCUGUGAGAACAGCAUGAUCCUGUCUGCUGCCAUCUUCAUCACUCUCUUAGGCCUGCUUGGUUACCUCCAUUUUGUAAAGAUUGAUCAUGAGACUCUGUUAAUCAUUGAUUCCCUGGGCAUCCAGAUGACCUCAUCCUAUGCCUCAGGCAAAGAAAGUACCACCUUCAUUGAGAUGGACAAGGUGAAGGAUGUCAUCAUUAAUGAGGCUAUUUACAUGAAGGUGAUUUACUACCUCUGCAUUUUAUUGAAGGAUCCAGUGGAACCACAUGGGAUAUCCCAAGUAGUACCCAUCUUCCAGAGUGCCAAGCCCCGGCUGGACUGCUUGAUUGAAGUGUAUAGGAGCUGCCAGGAGAUCCUGGCACACCAGAAAGCCACAUCAACGAGCCUAUGAGUCCCAGCAUUCAGAAAGCCAGUGUUGUCUUCCAGAGGAGACUCCUAAGCCACAGUGGCUGGCUUAUUUUCUGUAUUUUAAACCUUCAAGUGGACAUAGUCUGAGAAACCAGUAUGGAUGUGGUGGAUCUCAGAGCCAUAGAGAAGGUGACUGAAAACCUAACUUAUUGUGUGAUAUUGAGCAAAAUAUUAAUGUAUAUUUUAGUGUUCCUUUUGUAAGGUUUUAUUUAUUUUACCAAUUGAGGGGAGACCUUGAAACUCUAUGUUAGGAGUAAUGUUGACUGAGCGUACUUUGUGAGCACACUUGGGCUUACUUUGUGUUGGAAUUUAUAGAAAAUGGGAAACUGACAUCAGCUCUUUUGAUAAUUUUUCCAGCUGUGCAGUGUCCCUGUAUAAAAGUUAAGAAAGAAAAAAAGCAAGCCCUUCAGGGACUGGUUAGUAGGAAGCAAUGUCCUACAAAAGUCUAGUCUCUGUCCACCUAGCUCCUGUGUUCUGUACAGGGUUACUUUAUGAUGAUUCUCUUAAUAAACAGAUAUUCUUCCAAAACAUACACCA
Messenger RNA from Bubalus bubalis (water buffalo), 1224 nucleotides. It is a transcript of the gene PIGH, whose product is annotated as phosphatidylinositol glycan anchor biosynthesis class H. Gene Ontology annotation, cellular component: glycosylphosphatidylinositol-N-acetylglucosaminyltransferase (GPI-GnT) complex. The record is from RefSeq and is a predicted model, not a curated record. The coding region runs from base 77 to 670 and encodes 197 amino acids. The transcript has 4 exons. Lineage: Eukaryota; Metazoa; Chordata; Mammalia; Artiodactyla; Bovidae. Gene Ontology annotation, biological process: GPI anchor biosynthetic process.